CCCCGACCUGUCUUCUUACAGCGAGAACAAGUAUUACACUAGAGCCCUCAGGGGGAAAAGAUAAAAGUUAGGUUUCCAUUUACUCCCUGUGGGUGUCUGUGGGGAGAGAACACUCUGUUGGGCACACCUUCCUGCCAGCUUCGAAGCAGGAGUCUUCGAACACAGAAUUACACCGGUUUUUUCCCACCUGAAUUCUGCCUCAGCACCAACGUAACAGAGCCAGCUGGAUCUCAGCACCAACGGCUGAAAUGUUUCCUAUUAGCACAUUCCUCUGUUUGACAGCAUAUACGCAUGUCAGAAGACAGGGCUAAUGGGAAUGAGAAGCCAAACAUAACAAAUCAGCUCCUCUGUAAUGGAAGGACCUGUUAAACUUAUGACACUGUACGAGCUACCUGGAUUCAUAUUUAUAAUUCGACAAGAGUCUAGGCUGUGUGGAUCCAUUCAUGGGGCAAUUCAAGAGCUACAAGAUUCUGACUGUGGGGUUGGUCGUUCUGGUUUUGGUGUUCUGCCUCAUGAUGUAUUGGCCCAAGCCCAUGAUCCAUUGGCUUGCACAACCCAAUCCUGUCUCUGAGUAUGUCUCAGAAUCCAUCGACUGGGACUCUCUCACUCAUGAACUCUCCAACCUGACCAACCUUCUAUACUGGCCUCCAACUGGUGGACACAGGGAUCACUUUUUGGACUCUACCAGCCCCAAAACCUCCUCCUACCACUUGAAGGGUCCUGCCCAGGCCAAUUAUACUCUGGGAAGUAACCUAGAGGCCAUCCUGGUGGCUAGGGAUCACUGGGGUAGGCCCAAGGCUCAUGGAGGAGAUCUGUUUCAGGCACAGCUGCUGGGCCCAGAAUUGAGAGCAGGAGUCCCAGGGGAGGUGAAGGAUCUGGAGAAUGGCACUUACCUCUUGUCCUUCCCCCUGCUCUGGGCUGGCUGGGCCCGGGUGCAAGUGCGGCUGAUCCACUCCAGCGAGGCAGUUGGGGUCCUGCAAAGAGUCUGGAGAGGAAAACGAGCCACUGUUGAUUUCAGAGGGUAUUUCCAAGGAACAGAUGGCUCUCAAGAGACUGUCAUCUGUAACGUGGACCCCCAGUCAACUGGAGCCAAAGGGCCUACCUGCCAGUACAAGGAUGUGGUUUCUGAGGAGAUCUGGUUCUGUGCUCAACCCCCUACUUUGCCCUGCAAUGCUCUAGUGGGUCACUCAAGUGGAAGUUAUCUGAAGGUGACCACGUCACAUGAUGAAGACCUACUGGCUGGGAACGUGACUGACCAGAAACUCCCUUCAGGAAUACCUCCAAUCCUGGUCGUACCAGCAGCCCGGGGGAACGUGAGUAACUUGGGCCAGAAGCUGACACAACUGGUUGUUUCAGUGCUGAGACUUGAACCUAGAGAAUCAAAUACAAUAGCCUUGCCCUCAAGGCCCCCAUGCCGCCCUGGUCACCUGUCUCUGAAACCCUCCGGCUUCUACCACCAAGACAGAUGGCACUCAACAUUUUGUUCUAGCCGCUCUUUCCCCACUGUGGACAGCAUCCGGAACUGCCUGGCUGGCCGCAUUGUCUACAUGAUGGGGGAUUCCACACUUCGGCAGUGGUGGGAGUAUCUUCGAGAUACAGUGCCCUCACUGAAGCCAGUUGAUCUACAUGCCACUUAUCAGGUAGGUCCCCUGAUGGCCGUGGAGACAACUCGGGGGACAGUGCUGCACUGGAGGGCCCACAGCUGGCCCCUGCGUUCUCUCCGCACCCCAGUGGCCUCCCUGCACUCUGUGGCCAGAGAACUACAUGGCCUGGCUGGGGGACCCUACACGGUGGUGGUGCUGGGCAUAGGAGCCCACUUUACCACGUUCCCUCCCUUCAUCUUUGCACGAAGACUGGCAGGGAUCCAAGCAGCUGUGAAGGCCCUGCUGGACCGGGAACCCAGUACUCUGGUCAUCAUCAAACUGGCCAAUACUGGCUACAAAUCUGUGUAUGGCAGUGACUGGCUCACACUGCAGGUGAACCGCUUGCUCCGCGCUGCCUUCGCUGGUCUCCGAGUGGCCUUUGUGGAUGCGUGGGAAAUGACCUCCAGCCUGGAUGUGCCAGACAGCAUCCACCCAAGGAAGUUUAUUGUUCGAAAUGAAGUGGAAUUAUUUCUGUCCUUCAUCUGUCCCACCUGAGUGCUCCUGAGGGAUCUGAGACUGAAUGGAUGGAUGGAGAGCCUGGGUGUGGCCACCAAAAAAAAAAUGGACUCCCAAUUACAGAAAGCUGAAGCUACCCCUGGCCCACCCACUACAAUACUUUGGUUCUAUACUUUAUACAUCUCUCUAUGUACCACAGGGCAAAUAUAGUUUUAUACAAAGGAGA
This is a messenger RNA of Apodemus sylvaticus (European woodmouse), 2325 nucleotides long. RefSeq names its product NXPE family member 3-like. The transcript is spliced from 6 exons. Lineage: Eukaryota; Metazoa; Chordata; Mammalia; Rodentia; Muridae. Bases 444 to 2138 code for a protein of 564 amino acids. The record is from RefSeq and is a predicted model, not a curated record.